This is a messenger RNA of Tremella mesenterica DSM 1558, 336 nucleotides long. RefSeq lists its product as uncharacterized. The transcript is spliced from 2 exons. Bases 1 to 336 code for a protein of 111 amino acids. The record is from RefSeq and is a predicted model, not a curated record. Lineage: Eukaryota; Fungi; Basidiomycota; Tremellomycetes; Tremellales; Tremellaceae.
AUGUCAGCAUUAUCGUUAGCUAAAUUAUCUCCAUUCUCAAUAUCACUUCUGACUUCUUCUCCAAUAAAUUCCGUUCCGAUUCCAACUUUAUCAGAACUUCAAAAACAAGCUAAAGAUUUCGGUGGGAGUUUUACUUCUUUAGGAUCUUUACCAGCUUAUAGCGUUCAACCAAAGAUUGAACCUUCUCCUCCGGGAUAUGAACCGAGGGAUCCUGCAGAUGGUAAGAUUAGGAAAAGUAGGAAAGGUUGGAAGAGGGUAGAAAUACAGGGUGGUAUACCUGGGGAAAGGGGAGUAAAGGACAAGUCAGUCAGACUGGGUCAAUUCUGGUCAGGAUAA